AUGCUCUUCAACGGCGAAGGCGAGCAAUUCAACGUCGGCCAAUUCCUCGAGACAGUAUCCCCAUACGCAUGGGCAGACUUAGGCAUUGCUUUGUGUAUUGGACUAUCUGUCGUGGGCGCAGCUUGGGGCAUCUUCAUCACCGGUACUUCAAUCCUCGGCGGCGGCGUCAAAGCUCCACGGAUACGCACCAAGAACUUGAUCUCGAUUAUCUUUUGCGAAGUUGUCGCCAUCUACGGCGUCAUCAUGUCGAUUGUCUUUGCCUCCAAACUAUCCCUGGUGCCAGAGGAGAGGUUGUACACCGGCGCAAACUACUACACAGGGUACGCCCUCUUUUGGGCCGGUCUUACGGUGGGCAUGUGCAACCUCAUCUGCGGUGUCAGCGUUGGAAUCAAUGGAAGCAGUGCCGCGCUGGCUGAUGCUGCCGACCCAAGCCUUUUCGUCAAGGUGCUGGUCAUUGAAAUCUUCUCCAGCGUGUUGGGGCUUUUUGGACUUAUUAUCGGACUGUUGCUCAGCAGCAAGGCACUGGAAUUCGAUUGA
This is a messenger RNA of Capronia epimyces CBS 606.96, 537 nucleotides long. Its product is annotated as V-type H+-transporting ATPase 21kDa proteolipid subunit. The transcript has 3 exons. NCBI's taxonomy places the organism in Eukaryota, Fungi, Ascomycota, Eurotiomycetes, Chaetothyriales, Herpotrichiellaceae. Gene Ontology annotation, cellular component: proton-transporting V-type ATPase, V0 domain. Gene Ontology annotation, molecular function: proton-transporting ATPase activity, rotational mechanism. Gene Ontology annotation, biological process: proton transmembrane transport. The record is from RefSeq and is a predicted model, not a curated record. Bases 1 to 537 code for a protein of 178 amino acids.